GACUCUGCGUUUACGUGUCCACGGCCUCCCGACAGGCUCUGCGCGAUUUACGCGCCAGCUUCGGCCUCAGCCAGCGAGCGGCGGAAUCGCAGCAGAAGAUGGAGAGCAGCGACGGGGAAGACGUCAUGAAGCACCGCGUCCACCUGCGCCCUAUCAGCCUGCGCGACGCUGACCCCGUCACUCUGCACCUUCUGCCCUGUGAGGUUCCGGUUAACCGGUCCGCCCCUGUGGAGCGCUUCUUUACCCCGGCCAUCCGCCAGGGUCCGGAUGGACUCGAAGUGUCGUUUCGGGGCCGCAGUCUACGGGGCGAGGAGGUGGAGGUGCCGCUCGACCUCGUGGGAUACGUGAUGGUGAUGGAAGAGAAGGGAGAGGUAUUGGGGAAACACAACUUCUCAAAGGGUUCAAAGAAUGAAGAGGAGCUGGUGGAACCCCCAGAGGCGCUGGAGAGGGACUUUGACCGCUCCAUCGGAGCCUCUGCCAGUUUCAGCCGCUUCACCAUAUGGGGCCUGGAGACCAUCCCUGGCCCCGAUGCCAAAGUACGUGCGGCCCUAACCUGGCCCAGCCUUGCUGAAGCCAUUCAUGCACCCGUGCCAGAGGACUGAGAACCAGACCUUGAAAUUGAAAGCAACUGAUCCUUUCACCCCAGUAAACCAGCUCUUCACUUUGGAGCCACUGAUUCCAUCACCCCAAUAAACAAGUUCUUCACAGCA
Messenger RNA from Hipposideros armiger (great roundleaf bat), 710 nucleotides. RefSeq names its product ribonuclease H2 subunit C (gene RNASEH2C). Gene Ontology annotation, cellular component: ribonuclease H2 complex. Bases 99 to 602 code for a protein of 167 amino acids. The transcript has 4 exons. Gene Ontology annotation, biological process: RNA catabolic process. NCBI's taxonomy places the organism in Eukaryota, Metazoa, Chordata, Mammalia, Chiroptera, Hipposideridae. The record is from RefSeq and is a predicted model, not a curated record.